Molecule: messenger RNA, 1161 nt
Organism: Lolium rigidum
Lineage: Eukaryota; Viridiplantae; Streptophyta; Magnoliopsida; Poales; Poaceae
Product: transcription factor HHO3-like
Exons: 5
Coding region: 1-1161 (386 amino acids)
Biological process (GO): regulation of DNA-templated transcription
Molecular function (GO): DNA-binding transcription factor activity; DNA binding
Source: RefSeq, a predicted model, not a curated record
AUGGUGCCGUCGUCUGCGGUGAGUAAGGACUGCGGCGGAACGGGGGAAGACCAGCACCGGCUGCGGGCGAUGGCGGCGAGGACGGCGACGGACUCGCUCAGGGCGGCCGCGGCAAGGUCCGGCUCGGCGGAGAAGGCGGCCAGGCUCGAGGAGUGCGCAAGGAGCCUCGAGGUCGAGAAGGCCAAGAUGGAGGUCUUCCGCCGCGAGCUCCCCAUCAGCGUCCACCUCAUCGCCGACGGUACGUCCAUCCGUCCAUCCCUUCUCGCAGCAUCCGUGUUCUACUUGUACCUGUGGCUGAAAGAUGAGUUGGCCCAGCACCGGAAGAGGCCUGCGCCGGACCAGCUGCUCGCCACGGCGCCGUCACUGUCACCGCCGGCGAAGAGGAAGGCGGAGGGCGUCAAGACGGAGGCGGACGGCACCGACAAGAGGAGCUGGAUGAGCUCCGCGCAGCUCUGGACCUGCGGGAGCCACAGCUGCGCAAGCACCAGCACCAGCAAUGGCGGCAGUGACAGGAAACAGCCCCAAAAGGUGUCCAGUGCAUUCAUGCAACUGAAUGGCAUGCCAGUCUUUGCAAAAUCAUCGGAGAGACCAGAGGCGGCCACCAUGGCAGUCCCGGACCUGUCUCUGACAUCCCCUGUGAUCGAUGUGCCGGGCCCGGCCGCCCCGAGCGCCAACAGCAGCGCCGUCACAGACGCCGGAGAGCAGCGGCGGCAGCAGUCGCGCAAGGCCAGGAGGUGCUGGUCGCCCGAGCUGCACCGCCGAUUCGUUGCCGCGCUCCAGCGCCUCGGCGGCCCGCAUGUUGCCACUCCGAAGCAGAUCAGGGACAUGAUGAAGGUGGACGGGCUCACGAAUGAUGAGGUGAAGAGCCAUCUGCAGAAAUACAGGCUACACACGCGGCGAACAUCCAACAGCGAUCGGCAGCAGCAGUCCGCAGGCGUCUGGCCACCGCCGGAGCAGUACACCACGUCACAGCACAGCACGUCGCAGUCGGGCUCGCCCCAGGGGCCCCUGCGUCUGAUGACAACCGGGUCCAGCCGCGACGUGUCGGCGACCGCCGGAGACAGCUGCGACGGCGGCGAGGAGGAGGAGGAGGACGGCAAGUCAGCGAGCUACAGCUGGGAGAUGCAGCAGACUGGCACGAAGGCGUCGUCGUCGUCUUGA